Messenger RNA from Fusarium pseudograminearum CS3096, 1017 nucleotides. RefSeq lists its product as uncharacterized. The record is from RefSeq and is a predicted model, not a curated record. NCBI's taxonomy places the organism in Eukaryota, Fungi, Ascomycota, Sordariomycetes, Hypocreales, Nectriaceae. Bases 1 to 1017 code for a protein of 338 amino acids. The transcript has a single exon.
AUGGCCUUGACAAUUUCCCGAGUCUCAUUUGAGCAUUACCGUACAGCCCUCGGGAUUGCCGAGACUGAACCACGGAUCUCUUGGAGAUUCGAUGGUGACGUUACGAACUGGGAACAGAGCUCAUACGACAUUGAGGUUACUCGGAGUGUUAACGAUGAGCCUAAAUCCUUUUCUUUCAAUUCUUCCGACUCACUUUACCUUCCUUGGCCGGAUACGCCCCUAGACGAAGCCGAACUUGCACACCUUAGGGUUCGCGCGCAUGGUCUUGCUACAAGUGACCAACCCUCAACACCCUGGUCCGAUUGGGUGUCUGUCGAAACAAGUCUCUCCAAGAAAGGUUGGGAGAAUGUAAAACCCAUUGCUUCAACCAUUAAGGUCAACGUGAGCGAGCCGAAAAGGCCCGUAUACUUCAGGAAGGACUUCGCAGUUCCUGAUAGUUUCGAAUCCGCGAGGCUUUAUAUCACCGCUUUGGGUAUUUAUGAAGCCGAGAUUAACGGCAAGCGAGUCGGAGACCACGUCUUGGCUCCAGGAUGGCAGUCGUACCAUCACCGUCAUGUCUAUGAUACAUAUGACGUUACAGACCUUAUUACUCCUGGCGCGAAUGCGAUUGGAGCACUAGUUGGUGAAGGAUGGUAUGUCGGACGCUUAGGGUUUGGCGGAGGACAACGAAAUAUCUACGGGAACUCGACAGGUCUCUUGGCGCAACUUCACAUCAAGUCGAAGAAUGGCACUGUAUCCAAGGUUUAUACCGACACGACCUGGAAGUCAGGAUUCGGACCAGUUGUUAACGGAGAGAUUUAUGAUGGAGAAUACUAUGACGGUAAUCUUGAGUCUGAUGUUGAAGGAUGGUCAGAGCCCGGAUUCGACGAUGCAUCCUGGCAUGACACUCGUAUUCUUCCUGCAGUCCACGAGGUACUCGUCCCCCCGGAUCAACCUCCUACCCGACGAAUUCAAGAGGUCAAACCAAAAGAGUUCUUCGCGUUACCAUCUGGGAAGCAGCUUGUCGACUUUAGCUAA